Cylindrotheca closterium is the source of this 678-nucleotide messenger RNA. The record is from the annotation of a GenBank genome assembly. NCBI's taxonomy places the organism in Eukaryota, Bacillariophyta, Bacillariophyceae, Bacillariales, Bacillariaceae.
AUGCUCAUAGUUGGUUUGGGUACCGCUAUUGCGCAACAAGCAGUCGGUAUCGAUUCAAUUUUCCUCUACAUGGAUGACCUCAUUAAGGCUUCUGGAAUUGAAUCUGAGACAACCCAACUUGCAAUUUUGAUGCUACUCGGAAUCACCAAGUUAUUUUUCGUUUUUGUCGGAGGCAAGCUGAUUGAUAAUCUUGGAAGACGACCAUUGUUGAUGGCUUCAUUGAUAGGAAUGUGUGUCUCUCUCAUCAUCAUCGCCUUCACCGAAAAAGCUGCUCAAAUUGUUGGAAUGGCAUUUUACUUCGCUUUCUUCAGCAUUGGUAUGGGUCCUGGAGCAUGGCUGAUUCCAUCGGAAGUUUUUGCUACCAGUAUUCGAGCCAAGGGUAUGAGUUUGGCAACCGUUUUAAACAGGACAUUUGCUGCAAUUGUGGCUUCCACCUUCCUGUCGACAUCAGAAGCCAUCGGAUUGAAAGGAUACUUUCUCAUGUUGGCCGCGGUUUGUUUGCUUUUCACCGCCUUGUUUUAUUUCUAUUUGCCCGAAACAAAGGGGCGAUCCUUGGAAGAUAUGACAUUGUACUUUGCGGAAAUUACCAAUGAUAGAUCCAUCUUGGAUGCCGAAGCCGCCCUCCGAAAAGAUGAGGUGGAAAUGACGAAACCUGUGGAAUCGGCAACACCGGCCUAA